AUGGCUAAACGACGUCUUGAAGAUGCAAUUGUUGCAUCACGUGCACUUAGUGUUGGAAUUAAAUUAAUUGAUCAAUUUCGUAGUGCAACAAAUUUAUUUUCUCAUGAUGUUCAUUAUCAUUCAGGUAUAUUUUCAUUACGUUUUUCUGAUGAACUCGAUCAAAUAGCUGUUGGUUAUGGUGAUGGUUCAAUAAGAUUUUUUUCUGUUACAAAUGGUAAACAAACAAAUGAAUAUCUUCCAAGUAGUUUACCACCACUUGAACAUUUACGUCGUCUUUCAAUGGAUUUACCUAUAAUGUCACUUAAAUGGCAUCCAUUAGUAACACAUCUUUUAUUUGCUGCAUGUGUUGAUGGUACUAUAAGAAAAAUUGAUAAACAAAAAAAUGAAUUAAAUGUUAUUGGAUAUGAACCUGAUAAUGAAUUAACAUCUAUGGAUUUUUCAUCUGAUGGUAAAUAUUUUGCUACUGUUGGAAAAGAUGCACAUAUACGUAUAUAUGAUAGUGAAAAAUGUUCAAUUAUACAUAAAUAUCAUAAUCAACGUACUGAUACACAAUUAGAACAAAUACAUAGUCAACAUGAUAAUACUGGUGAAGAUUUAACAUGUACAACUGGUCAUUAUUAUCGAGCAUUUGCAUGUAAAUAUCAUCCUGAUCAUAAAGAUAUAUUAUUUACAGGUGGUUGGGAUAAUAUUGUUAAAAUAUGGGAUAUACGUCAAAAAGAAGCUAUGAAUGAAGCUAUUAUUGGGCCACAUAUAUGUGGUGAAGGUAUUGAUGCACGUGGAAAUGAAAUUUUAACAGCAUCAUGGACACGUUCAAAUUCACUUCAAAUAUGGGAUUUUCGUACAAUGAGUCUUUUAAAAACACUUAAUAUACCUAAUGCUGCUGAUGAAAAAGGUGAAUUUAUGUAUUCAGCUCAAUUAUGUGAUAAUCGUACUGUAUUAGCUGUUGGUAGUGGUACAUGUGCAUGUCAUGUUAUUAAUAUAGAAACAAAUCAAGAAAUAGCUCGUUUACCAUUAUCAAAACCUAUUUAUGCACUUGAUUCAAUGUUAGGUGGACGAGUUUUUGCUUUCGGUGGUCUUGAUAAAUUUUGUAUAGCACAUAUGAAAGAUAAUUAA
This is a messenger RNA of Rotaria sordida, 1113 nucleotides long. Lineage: Eukaryota; Metazoa; Rotifera; Eurotatoria; Philodinida; Philodinidae. The record is from the annotation of a GenBank genome assembly.